AUGAAGAUAAUAACACUGUUUUUUGUACUUACAAUUUCGAGUGCUGUGACAUACGACGAUUUAAAGGCACAGCUUGCGAAAGGCGAUUUGGAGAUUCAAGAACUUCGUGAAAAGGUUAUUGACGUUCUACAAAAAGGUACUCCAGAGAAUUUGCCGACGGAAGAGAGAAUGAAGUGUUUAUCCGGGCCAGAGACAUCUGCAGUCAAAUAUUCGAAAAUUGCGGCGGAACGAGUCGAAAGUGCUGCAAUAACAAAAUCUAAAACAUUUUUUAACGAAGGAGAAAAUGACUACGAGAACAAAGUCGACCACUUUAUCGACUCGUUGAAGUACAAGGCAUACAUGACAACACUCUCAUUACUAGUGGAGAAGUCAAAGAAUGGCCCGAUAGAUGAAAAGGAGUCAAUGAGAACUGUUGGCAUAGUCGUGAAUCGAACAUUAAAUGAAGCGAAGAAAGAAGAUGGGGUUGAUAAGUACAUUCAACUUGAGAAAGAACAAGAACGACUUGUCAAAGAACGAUUGACACUUUUGUAUGCCCGUGAGGAAUUGAAUGAUCAAGUCAUGUUGAAUAAGAUUGAGGCAUUGCUCUAUUCAUAUCAAUUAGAAAAGAAAUUAAGCGAGUUAAAACAAGAGAAGAGAAGUGUUCAUUCAAGCAAGAAGGUAGAAGAUGUCAAGAAACACGGAAAGAAAUACAUUGAAAAGGUCAGAGAAGUUGAGAAGAAAGAAGAAAAGAUCAAGACGAUUAAAAGGAGUGCUGCUCUUUCGAAAAAGGAAGUCAAGAAAACGGAAAAGUUUGUUGAAAAGAUCGAAAAGAAAUUGCAGAAGAUCGAACAGAUGAAACACAUUGAAGACAAAAAAGAUGCGCAGAAGGAUAAAGUACUUGACACCAUCGAAACACCAAAAUGUGAGAAAAGGAUAAUAUCACACAGAAUGGAACACUUCCAAGAACAAACUAUUUCACUGAUACA
This is a messenger RNA of Entamoeba invadens IP1, 965 nucleotides long. RefSeq lists its product as hypothetical. The annotation marks the transcript as partial. The transcript has a single exon. The record is from RefSeq and is a predicted model, not a curated record. NCBI's taxonomy places the organism in Eukaryota, Evosea, Mastigamoebida, Endamoebidae.